Molecule: messenger RNA, 1845 nt
Organism: Nestor notabilis (Kea)
Lineage: Eukaryota; Metazoa; Chordata; Aves; Psittaciformes; Psittacidae
Gene: SYTL3
Product: synaptotagmin-like 3
Exons: 15
Coding region: 1-1845 (614 amino acids)
Biological process (GO): intracellular protein transport; exocytosis
Cellular component (GO): plasma membrane; exocytic vesicle
Molecular function (GO): small GTPase binding; neurexin family protein binding
Source: RefSeq, a predicted model, not a curated record
AUGGCCUGUGAAUUUAAUCUAAAUUUUCUUAAGGAAUUGGAACGAGAGGCUGUUCUGGAAGUCCUGUACCGUGACCAGAUGGUGAGAGAGACAGAGGAGGAAAGAAUAAGGAAACUGAAACUGCAGCUGCAGCAGCUUCGGUGGAAAGGGGCAAGAAAUGCAAGCCAUGAAUACCAGGAGAGAUCUUGUGCUCGCUGUCAGAAAUUGCUUGGGUUACUGAUGAACAGAGGUGCAGUGUGCAAUGGGUGUAGUCAUCGAGUGUGCUCUGAAUGCCGUGUUUACCUGAAUCCCUGCCUUUGGAAAUGUACUGUUUGUUAUGCUCAUGGAGAUGUGAAAGUAAAGGCUGGCGAAUGGUUCUUUGAGGAACGAGCAAAGAAAUAUCCAGGUGAAGGCAAACAUGAAACAGUCGGUGCACAGCUCUUGAAAUCUUAUCAGAAACUGAGUAAAAUUUCUGUUGUACCUCCAACUCCACCUCCUUUCACAGAAUCCACAGCAGGAAGCAAUGUGAUGGUAAAUGAACUCAGUCAGUCUAGAAGUUUUAAUAAAUCUGUGGAAAACUUGUUCCUGUCUCUCACAACACAUAUAAAAAAAAUCUCUAAGUCCCAGAAUGAUAUGGCUGACAGACGUCUCCUAACUGCAGAUCAUGGGCAGAAUGUGGAAAGAAGGAGGCAAAGAAGGAGCCAGUCUGACACUGCCAUCAACAUUACAAGCAGGAUGAAAAGUACACCCAGUCUUCAGCAGCUCAUCACCAGGGCCCAAAACGACAGUGAAAUUCUGACCAAAAGGAAUUGCAAAGAGGAAGAAGACAUAACCAGUCCUACAAGUGAUGCAGUUUUCUGUGAUGGCAAAAAACAUGGGAGUUUGUAUAGUCUUAACAGCACUUGCACCGAGUCUGGAAAUUUUGGCAAAGCUAAUGUCACAGGAGAAAUAGAGUUUGCCAUGAGAUAUAUCUUCAAAGCCUGCAUCUUGGAAAUUUGUAUCAAGAGAUGCAAGAACCUGGCUUAUGGAGAAGAGAAGAAGAAAAAGUGUAACCCGUAUGUUAAGGUUUAUUUACUUCCUGAUAAAUCUCCUCGGAGUAAGCGGAAGACAACUGUCAAAAAGAGAACAGUGGAUCCAGAAUUUGAUGAGACUUUGAAGUACAAGAUUGAAUACUCUCAGUUGGGAAGUCGGCAGCUCCAGAUCUCUGUGUGGCAUGCAGGAGCACUCAAAUACAGGGUGUUUUUGGGGGAAGUGGUGAUUCCACUGGCAGCGUGGGAUUUUCAAGAGGACUCAAUGCAAUUGUUCAGCUGGUACCAGCUCAAGCCCAAGCUUGAAAAGCCUGAAGAUGAUCUUAUCCAGUAUAGUGGUGAACUCCUUCUGUCUGCAAGACUGUCGGCACCAGCUCAGUAUAAAGAUUUCGAAGGAAAAAAAGACCAAAGUGUUCCCAGCUGCCAGCUUCAGGUUAUGAUAACUGGGGCCAAGAACUUGUCCAUGCUGAGAUCUGCUGGAAUGACGNNNNUGUUUUGGGGAAGUUGUCUUAUCCUUCCAGACCAACCAGAGGUAAAGCAGAAGUCUCCUGUCUGGAAGAAAGAAGCCUGUCCCCAGUGGAAUCACUUGUUUGUCUUUGAUGGUGUGACCCCAGCUCAGCUGCAGCAGUCAUGUCUACACUUGACUGUCUGGGACCAGUCAACUUCCAGCUCAAGCGAUCAGUUCCUAGGAGGAGCUAAACUUGGUGCAAUGGAAUUGUUUGGCUCUACAGCCCUUUCUCAGUCAGUGCUCCAAUGGCAGGAAGUGCUCUGCAGCCCAAACACAUGGAUGGACUUUACACUUGUACUGCAUUCAAGCAAGGAAAAUUUUAAAUCAUGA